Lytechinus variegatus (green sea urchin) is the source of this 8361-nucleotide messenger RNA. Its product is annotated as high-affinity choline transporter 1-like. Lineage: Eukaryota; Metazoa; Echinodermata; Echinoidea; Temnopleuroida; Toxopneustidae. The transcript has 11 exons. Gene Ontology annotation, cellular component: plasma membrane. The coding region runs from base 538 to 2286 and encodes 582 amino acids. Gene Ontology annotation, biological process: acetylcholine biosynthetic process; choline transport; transmembrane transport. The record is from RefSeq and is a predicted model, not a curated record. Gene Ontology annotation, molecular function: choline:sodium symporter activity.
UACAAAUCGGGCGAUAUGGUGAAUGCAACGUGUAUACUGUUUGAAUUCUCCAUCGUGUAAUGCCGGAUGAUAUUUCGACUUGCAGACUAGACUCUCGACACACAGCUAGCUGAAUUGUCCUGCCGUUUCGUGAUCUCUAGUACCGCAUAAAAUUCUUCUGACGCAGACGAUCUUAUAACGAGAGAGAAAAAGGACUACAAUACUUGAUUGGAUUCAACUCCUGAAUCGAAUGGUUUUGGAAAGGAGUUGGAAUUUAACGAGAAGUUACAGGACUGCUGCAUCGGAUAAUAGAAUCUUAAAUUGGGAUAUCAAUGAGAAAGACAUUGUCAAGCAGAGGAUAUAGUCGUUGAUUACCUCAAUAAAGAAUAGCCUGAAGCGGAGAGGAUUUAUUCAGUUACUAACUGCUCAUGGGAAGGCAGAGAAUUUACAUAAUUCCAUGAUAUUACAUUCCAUAACGUUAACCAAGCACUUUGGACAAGCAUAGACAAGAGACCUGCCUUCUGAGAAGUCCGUCCGUGCAGCUCGCAGCAUUCCAAGAUGGCUGUGCAUUGGGGAGGAGUCGUUGCCAUAGUGAUAUUCUACCUGUUGAUUCUGGGUGUGGGACUAUGGGCGGCGAGGAAAGGCAAGGGGAGCAGCGACACAGAAGACGUGAUGAUUGCCGGUAGAAAUAUAGGCGUGGCUGUUGGGAUAUUUACAAUGACAGCUACAUGGGUAGGAGGAGGGUACAUAAAUGGUACAGCAGAGUAUGUUUAUACACAAGGCUACGGGUUGCUAUGGACACAGGCUCCAUGGGGCUAUGCUGCCAGUUUAGUUCUUGGUGGUCUUUUGUUUGCAAAGCAGAUGAGAUCUCAAGGCUACGUAACCAUGCUGGAUCCGUUCCAGCUGAAAUAUGGCUCCCGUAUGGGAGGACUUCUCUUCUUACCAGCCCUCAUGGGUGAGCUAUGCUGGUCCGCUGCCAUCCUUUCUGCUCUAGGUGCCACAAUUAGCGUCAUCUUGGAGCUAAACAUUGAGGUAUCGGUGACCAUCUCGGCGUGUAUCGCAGCGUUCUACACAUUCUUUGGUGGACUUUAUUCAGUAGCUUAUACAGAUGUUAUACAGCUCAUCUGCAUCUUCUUUGGUUUGUGGCUAUGUAUCCCAUUCGCCAUGACCAAUGAUGCCGUCCAGCCAAUCACCAACACUUCCAGCGAGUGGCUCGGUCAGUGGGACAACAAGUAUGCUGGCGUCUGGUUUGACUAUGCACUUUUACUGAUGUUCGGAGGUAUCCCUUGGCAGGUGUAUUUCCAGCGUGUCCUAUCAUCCAAGAGUGCGGAGAGGGCCCAAGCACUCUCCUACAUUGCUGCUUUCGGCUGCAUCAUCAUGGCAGUCCCACCUAUUCUCAUUGGCGCGAUCGGUUACAGUGCAGAUUGGUCACAAACUAGGAUAAACCUCAACAAAACGAAACCUGAGGAGAACCAAGCGUUGAUUCUACCUCUUGUCAUCCAGUACCUGACACCUCCUUGGGUCUCCUUCGUCGGUCUUGGUGCCGUGUCCGCUGCAGUCAUGUCCUCCGCAGACUCCUCCAUUUUGUCCGCCAGCUCCAUGUUCGUCAGAAAUGUGUACAAACUGGUGUUUAGGCAAGGGGCAACAGAACGUGAACUUCUCUGGGUUCUGAGGAUAUCUAUCAUCGUAGUAACUGCUCUUGCUCUUGUCAUGGGGUUGACCAUCAAGUCAGUAUAUGCCCUCUGGUUCCUGUGCUCAGACUUUGUCUAUGUGAUUCUGUUCCCUCAACUCUUUUGUGUGGUCUACUUCAGCAAAGUCAACACCUAUGGUUCUCUGGCUGCGUACGCGGUAGCCCUGUUGCUACGGUUAGGGGGUGGUGACACCACCCUCAAAAUACCUCCUUUCAUCAAAUAUCCUCUAUACAACAGCGACGACGGGCAGUUGUUCCCAUUCCGCACGUUCGCAAUGUCCAUGUCCUUUUUUACGUUACUUAUCGUGUCCUACGUAACACACUAUCUGUUCAUCACGGGCAAACUUAGGAAGCACCUCGAUGUCUUUCAGUGCGUCGUCAACAUUCCGGAGCUCCACCGCGAGAAGUACGACGCGGUGGACGGCGAGAACCUGCAGCUGAAGACGAUAAAAACGGACGGCCCCGUGGACGGGGUGCAGCCCGGUUCCGUCGACAUCCUCCAACGAGACAAACUCCUUGAUCUUGGCCGCAGUAUCAUUCCAGAAUCAAUAUCCAAAGAGCCUCUUAAGGAUGCCCUUGAUGACUCACCAGUGACGACGCCGGAUUCACCGGAAUAGCACCAGCAGUCCUAGGUUUUAGUCUAUUGAAUUGCAGAUGAAUUGUACUAUGUGCGUUUAUGUGAGAAUGAGAGAUAACUGAAGAGGUGACAUGGGAGAGUGUGUUUGCGCGUGUGUGUGUGAGAGAGAGAGAGAGAGCAUGAGAGUUCUUAUUGAUAUAUCUAAAAGUCACAAAGAUGAAUCAGUAACAUUUUGUAAGGUUAAGCAUUGGUACUUUCAAUAAGGCUUUUUCGUAUUACAAACUUGAAGCCAUGCAAAUAAUAUUGAUCCUGUUGUUUAGGGUACAUUGUCUUCCCUUUACAUGUAUAUAAAAAGAGCCAUCUUUAUAAAGUGAUUUCAACAAAAGUCAUCAAAAACUAAUCUACCUUAAUCUGGCUUCAGUUAUUAAGGAAUUCAGUCCAAGUCACAAUUAGAGUCCCCUUGAGCAGAAUGUUUUUUUUUUCUCUAUCUCACUUUGUAUGAAUUAGCUUUUUUUAUUAAACAUUCGUGUUUAGGAAUCAAUUCAAAAUGUGCUUGGCGGUCAUCGAUAAUCGUUGCACCACUUACUAGCAUAGGAAAUGCAUGUAUUCAAUUGGCCAUUAUUCUGAAGUCGGGUUCAAUUCAAAAUCAGGUCUGAAGUUGUGGUUUAACUAUGGAGGGCCUAUUGUGACAUAAAUCUCUAACAGUAGAGGUUCAUAAUAUCAGCUCUUUUGACUGUUAUAUCAUUCUUAACUGUCUGGGAAGGACAAAUAAGAUAUUUUUUUCACUAUGAAAGAAUUAGGAAAGAGCACAGUAAACAUAAGGAACAUACCAUGUGAACAAAUGUUGACAUGUUUGGCUUCCAAUAAUUUUAGCACAGAGUUAGACCAUGGUCUAAGUUAAGCUCGAGUUCAGAAUACGGACCAUUUAUUUUUUUGAUUACUGCAGUAAUCCAGCAUGCAGAAUACAAGCUAAAGCGCUUUACAAGUCUGACAUGGACCACUACAUAAUGAUUCACUAACAACUGAAAUCUAUUUUAAGAAGCUCAUGGCCAGUAAAAUUGACCCUAUCUCAAUUAUCAUAGAUUGUAGCACUAUUCACUAACAACUAAAAUCAUUUCUUACAAACAAAUGCGAUUGGUGUAGAGUGUUAUCUCACUUUCAUAGUGUAGAACUUUGAGAAUUUUUUUAAAUCCAAUCCUUGAAUCUUAUAUAUUUGAUUAUGAAUCCCCUAUAGAUUUUAUUUUAGCAGUUAGUGAACUUCCCAUCCUCAAUCGAUAAUGUUUUUUUUAUACUGAUACCUUAAUCUGCCAACAUUCCUAUGACUCAGUAACUAAUAGCAUUUCCAUACUGUUAGUGUAUAACUUACAAGCAGUCAUACAUCAUUUGAGCACCCUCUCUGUCAUUAUUUAUUAAUAUGUUUUUAAGGUUUAUGACUGCUCCAGUUGAUGCUGAUGUGGUUCAAACAAUACAUUCCCAAGAAAGCAUUCCUUUCUUUCAGAAAAAAUAUAAAGAGUGAACCGUUUUAUUUGGUUCAUUUGCAUUUUGGGCGCUCAUUGUACUAGGGUUUUGUCUAAAGAAAACUUUAACAAGACAUUUUUUUUUGCAAAGUUUGAAUUUUUAUAUUCAGAUUGGUUAAAACAUCAAGUUGCGUUUAAUUGCAAUUAUUUCUGCAGGGGGUUUGUUUUUGUUUAUUACUCUCCUUCUUUCAUGUAGAGUGGCGUAAAACAAGAUUACAUAAUUUAUGAAGUAAUGGGAUUUCUUAGGUAUCUUUGUUAUCAUUUUAAUCAAUUUGCCUUCCCUAAAUUGGCAACGGUUAAUCAAGAAUUACUAGAUAAACUAUUCAAAGCAUAAGAAUUGUAUUGUCUAGAGAAAUAGAUUUCUGUCAUUCACAUGGCCUACAAUGUUGCUUCAAGUAAUUCACUAGACCUGCAAUGUUUCUUUAAGAAUGUGGGGGCAGAUAAUGGUAAUAUUGGAUAUCAUUAGGAACCAAAGACUUAAUAAUCAUGUUUGUUGGACAUUGGAGAUAUAUGCAAGUAGCCUAAAUUUGGGGGCGCUUCCGUGGUGUCCCCUAUUUGAAUGAUCUUCGCCAGUGUCAUUUAUGCAUGUUCAUUUUUGUUCAAUGUGAGAUGAAUUAUGCACAGUAAAUGAUUCCGUCGAGAAUCCUAUACGGGGGUGUUUCAAGAAACUUAUUUUCAAUCGAUUACAGAUUUCUAUAGUAAAUGUGCCAUUAAUGGAUGAAUUUUUAACUGUAGAAAUCAGUUUAUACUCAGUUGCAUGAGGCAGACUAGUAAUCCAUUGUAAAUUCGCAUUUUGCGAUUGAGUACAAGAAAUGAAUAAUUAAGGACCUAUGAUUGACUUGCAAUCAAUCGCAAGUUUCGUGGAAACCACCCCUAAAAUGAUAUGUACUAAAUGUAUUUUUGUGUGUGUGUAUAAAUAUUUAUACAUAUAUCAAUGAGAGUUUGCAAUCUAAUGUACAGAGAAAUUAUAGAUAGAGGUCCGAAGCAAGUGUUCCUAUAAACGUUAUAUUUUGGUUGUGCUUUCAUUGUUGCUUUGUCAUUUAGACAUUUCAUUUGAACGGAACAUCUCAGAAAAGAUAAUGUGGGCUUUUUUUUAUUUGUACUCCAUGAAUGCCAUAUUUUUUUAUUAUCUCAGCUUUGUUAAACAAUCCAAGUAUGUAUUAAUGUGGAAUAAUUCCUGUUUUGAUAUUGUAUUUCAUCCUUUGUGAGUCGUGUCUAUGACUAUUGCCAUAUGCACAUGUAUACCGUACAUGUACAUGAUAAACUAAAACCUGCUACGGUUUCUUUUCUUUUAUUAUCUAUUUAUCUGCAGUUUUGCCCCUCAAAUGUUGAAUUGUAUUGAUUCCUCUUAAUUCUGGGACCAAGCUUUCUUUAAAAGCUAAGGAGCAGACCAAUGUGAUUCGUUUUAUGUACCAAAUAUCUAGAUUAUGAUUAUGAUGAUGAUGCAUUUGUAUCUAUGCGCCAUGAAAAAAUAAAACAUUCAGAGGUACCAGCUCCCCAAUAGUUACGUCACACGUUAUUCACAAAGUUAGAGGUUUAUGACAAAAGUCAAGGGACUCAGGUCCAUUGAAACAUACACAUUCUGAUAUAGUUAAAUCUAAGAAAAUUGUCAUUUCGCCUCUUUAUUUUCAAAAUCCAGGAUCCAACACUAGUCCCAUACAUUCAUAAACCUGUUGGAGACUGGAGUCCAUGGAGAACAUGUGUUAUAGCGGAAUCGUUUAGCUUUUAAUGAGCUAGGUACCUUGAACUGGACCAAUUCGUAAGAAAUAUCUGUUCUGAAAUGGAGAUGUCCAAGAUCUAACAUUUAGGAUGGUUUUAGCCCCUGAUAGGUAUAUACAUAGCAACAUCAGUUUGCAUUUUAAUUUUGUAAUUGUUAAUUAUUAUUCGUAAAACUGUUUCAUUUGUUUUUUUUAUGAAUUGAAAAUGGAAUAACAAAUAUAUGAAAUGUUUUGUCACAAAUUAAUUCAUAUGAAAGCCUGAACACUCCUAUUCUGACAAUCAGAUUUUGUGACAGAUCCAUGAUAAUUGAAUUUUGUGAAAAUUAGUGAUAGGAAACCAAGGAACGCCACGUAUUUCAUAAAGAAAUAUCCAUUCUGAAGAAUUAUUUAAUUCAUUUAUUUUUAUUUCUUUUUAGUAAUUUAUCAAAUACCAGUGACAUACUUAUAAAUUGUUUUUUAUAGAUUAGAAUAGAUAAGACAGUGGGUUCCAAUUCUAGUGUAGAAUGAUCUUGUUAACAGUUCAUUUUUGUUAUUUGAAUAAUUGAAAAUGGAAUAACAAAUAUAUGAAAUGUUUUGUCACAAAUUAAUUCAUAUGAAAACCUGAUUUCUCCUUUUCUGACAAUCAGAUUUUGUGCCAGAUCCAUGAUAAUUGAAUUUUGUGAAAAUUAGUGAUAGAAAACCAAGGAACGCCACACAUCUCAUAAAGGAAUAUCCAUUCUGAAGAAUUAUUUAAUUCAUUUAUUUUUAUUUCUUUUUUUGUAAUUUAUCAAAUACCUGUGACAUACUUAUAAAUUGUUUUUCAUAGAUUAGAAUAGAUAAGAUAAUGGGUUCCAAUUCUAGUGUAGAAUGAUCUUGUUAACAGUUCAUUUUUGUUAUUUGAAUAAGUGCAAAUGAAUAUACCAUAGAAAUCAAUUCCAUUUUAAACUCAUUUUUAUCAUAGAGAUCAUAGUAAUUUGUAAAUUAUGUUAUAGGUAAUCGACAUAUCUAUAUUUUGUCAAAUUGGUGAAAGUAUUGUUUCUUCAUAGAAUGUAUAUUUUGAAUUUUAGAUUUCAAAAGAUAUGUGAUGUGUAAAAACAUAUUGAUAUAUUUAAUCUGUACAGAAUGGUAUAAUGGUUAUAUUUUCCUGGAACUGUUUGAUGGUGUAGACUUUGCAAUGUUUUAUAUGCAAAAAAAAGAUGUCUGUGUUUUAGGUGUAAAUGCAUUGGUUUGAAAUGAACAUUUGUGACAAAGUCAAACCGCUUUCCUACUCCUUGUGACGGGCAAUAAUCGUGUGAUUUUAGCAUGUGCUUUAUAUGCAAUCUUUCCCUAUUCUUUGCAAUCAUGUAUAUCAUCACAUUAAUAUUUUCCGUUUUUAGUACUGUGGAGAAUCUAUUUUAAUAAAAAUCUUUGUCUGCAUCAGACGCUAUUUUGCGUGACAUUUUAAAGUUACUCCGGGAAACGUGGCAGGUAUAAUCAUGAACCAUUUAUGAUAUCAUUCCUAUCCUUUUUUUAAAAACAAAUAUUGUUUCUGCUUGUUUUUAUUUCCAGUACCGUGUAAAUGGAAUUUAAGAAUUUACCAAUAAAUGCUGUAUUCCCUCCUAUGUGUCAACUUUUCUCUCUAAUAAUUUAAUAUGUAUAUAGAGCUUUUGUUCGGCAAUUUCCAUGAGUUAACUAUUGUGAAAGAUGAUUUAUUGCCAAUUUGAGGAUUAUAAUUGCAAUUUAUGGUAUCGAUCAUGCAAAACAAAGUUGUAAUGGUAUUUGUCAGGGGUUUCUUUUUUUUAUUAUUUUACUCACUUAUAUUUCAUUAGUUUUAUUAGCACUCCAUAUUUUGAUAGAAGACUUUUUAGGGCUUUAAAUUGUAAUUUUUUAGCCAAUCACUCGAAAAAUACUUUUUUGAAAUUGACCUUGUAAAAAGGAUUAGGCAUUAAGUAAGUCAAAGCAAUUUUUAAAAGAUUUCUGUAACUUGGCUUAUUGUCAACAAAGUGAAAAUUGAAUAUUCGAAGACAUCUGUAAGCUAGGUAUUAUGGAAGCACAUUCUAUCAUUACUUAUGCAGGGAUGCCCUUUUCGAACAGAAAAGGUUGAGUUGUUUCAAACAUAUUUUCAGACUUUUGGAUCAAUUAUAAGUGGGAUCCCUGCUGAUGUAGAUUUCAAUGAUGAGGAACAUCAUAUUUCUCAAAUAUUGAUAUCAUUAAAAAUGAGGUUUCUUUUGACAAACUGAUAUGCAAUGAUGUUUGCCAACAUAUUGAAAUAUUUUUAAAUCAACAUUGAAGUAAAGUGCAAUGAUAAAGAUACAGGGUAAUGAAAUAUCUAUUGCAUAUUGAUCUAAAUUGGAAGAAUCUAUUCUUAGUACUUAUCUAUUGACUGGCACAUUAACAAUUCAUUCAGCCCGAACACUUCCGUGGCAACGUCCCCCUGGCUGCAAUCAACUAUACUUAAUUGUUUUGUACAUUCCAUCUGUAGUAGCCUGUGUAUACGACCAUGAAAGUUCAUCUCUGUUAGUUGAAGAGAAUAAAGUUAAACUUUUGAUCUCAACAAGAAAAAAUCUUCUCUCAGCAAGGAUGGAGGGCGAUACAAUUGGCUUCCAAAUAUCUAUGACCCAAUCAUCAAUCAUUACAUCACUAAGGUCUAAUUGGGUCACAUCGCUGAGGAAGGCUGCGUUCAAGAAAAUUUGAGGUAAUUCUCUGAGAUUGUUCUUGUGUUGAGAUCAAAAGUUUUAAUUGAUAUUAGUCAUUAAUGAUGACUAUUAUACAUCCAUUUUCCAAUGUUUCCUCUUCUUCCUCUCUCACUUCCUUUCUUCAUCCCUUUCCUAUUCCUGCCAUCCCCCCCACCCUCUCUUCCUACCUAUGGGCAAGUCAAGACUUCCCAUUUGGCUAAAUACCCCUUCCCCACCCCCACCCCCC